AGCCAGCAGCGGAGAGAGAAGACCCGGUAGAGCGCGAGAAGGGAGAGAGAGAGAGAGAGAGUGAGAGAGCGAGAUCGAGGGUGAACGAGAGGAGAGAGAGCGCGACGACCGUCACGGUCCGUGUGCCUGAGGGACGGACGACACGGAGAGGGGGAGGACUGAGUCAGCGAGUGAUCGUCAGACAGACAGACAGACAGAUAGACAGACAGAUUGACAGAUUGAAUGAAGCUGCACCUGGUGCUUCUGAGGGCCUUUCCCAUGUUUUGAUUUGCUUCAUUUUUUACAUUUUAAAGCUCCCAGCCAUGCCGUCCAACAGUCCUGCAGCCGCUGAACCGCCCGAGACACCAGAGAACGACAUCACCAAUGAUGUGAAUGACGAUGGAGCAGACCAUGACAGCCAAGAGGAAGGGACACCAGCGAGCCCCCGCACCAAGCGCAGAGUGGGUCGUCCUGGCAGGAAACGCAAACAGCUGCUUCCUGAGAUGGCGACCUCUGAUCCCUGUGCAAACGCCCCCCCAACCCCGCCUGAGGAGCCGGAGCCCUCCCCCUCCCCUCGCAAGAAGCGUGGGCGUCGGAAACUAGAACAAACCGAGAAGAAUAAGGACGAGCCAGACGACAGAAACUGCGACUCCCCCAGAGAGGGUGAGACUGGCAGGCUGCGGAGGAGGCCAGUCCCCAGAGUGACUUUCCAGGCUGGAGAUCCAUACUACAUCAGCAGGAGACAGAGAGAAGAAUGGCUCAGCCGCUGGAAGAUGGAGGCAGAGCGACGUGCGUACAGAGAGGCAGAGAUGAGCAUGAUGGACAACCUAUCAGAGGGCGACUUUCAAAAAGAGGAGUCAGCCAGCCCUGCCCCUCCCCAUUCACAACAACAAACAGCCCCCGCCUCGCCUACGGUUGCCGUGACACCGGAGCCAGUUGCCAGGGGAGAACGGCCCCUGCCCAGGGAGAUAGAGUACCAGGAUGGCCGAGGUUUUGGCAUCGGUGUUCUGGUGUUUGGGAAGCUGCGAGGUUUCUCUUGGUGGCCCGGCAGGAUUGUUUCCUGGUUGAUGAGCGGCCGAAGUCGAGCUGCAGAUGGAACUCGCUGGGUGAUGUGGUUUGGAGACGGAAAGUUCUCUGUGGUUUGUGUGGAGAAGCUGAUGCUUCUGAGCUCUUUCUCAUCUGCCUUCCACCAGCCCACCUUUAACAAACAGUCUAUGUACCGGAAAGCCAUCUUCGAGGCUCUGCAGGUGGCCAGUGUACGGGCAGGGGAGGCCGUUCCUUCCUGUGAUACAAGCGAUGAUGCAGAGGGGGUGGACAUUCAAACCAGACAGAUGAUAGAGUGGGCCAUGACCGGCUUCCCACCCAAUGGUCCACAAUCACUGGAACCUCCAGAGGAGGAACAAAUUCCAUAUAAGGAAGUGUACCCAGAGAUGUGGGCGGAACCUGAGGCAGCGUACACGCCUCCACCCGCCAAGAAACCACGCAAGAACUCAGCUGAAAAAGUAAAGAUCAGAGAGGUGAUCGACGAAGGGACCAGAGAGAGACUCAUAUGUGAGGUCAAAAAGAAGACCAGGAACAUAGAAGAUAUCUGCAUCUCCUGUGGAAGCCUCAAUGUCUCUCUGGAGCAUCCUCUCUUCUUAGGAGCAAUGUGUCAGGGCUGCAAAAACUCGUUCCUGGAGUGCGCCUACCAGUACGACGACGACGGCUACCAGUCCUACUGCACCAUCUGCUGUGGAGGAAGGGAGGUGCUCAUGUGUGGCAACAACAACUGCUGUAGGUGUUUCUGUGUGGAGUGUGUAGACCUGUUGGUCGGAGCCGGCUCGGCGGCGGCAGCCAUCAAAGAAGACCCGUGGAACUGCUACAUGUGCGGGUCCCGGACCGCCUACGGGUUGCUGCGGCGACGGGACGACUGGCCCUGCAGACUACAACACUUCUUUGCCAACAACCAUGAACAGGACUUUGAGCCAGCCAAGUUGUAUCCUCCAGUUGCAGCAGAGAAGAGGAAACCGAUCAGAGUUCUCUCCCUGUUUGACGGCAUUGCCACAGGUCUGUUGGUGCUGAAGGAUUUGGGCAUGCAGGUUGACAAGUACGUGGCUUCUGAGGUGUGUGAGGACUCCAUCACUGUCGGCAUGGUCCGACACCAUGGUCGCAUCAUGUACGUGGGUGACGUACGCAACGUAACACACAAACAUAUUGAAGAGUGGGGACCAUUUGACCUGGUGAUAGGAGGAAGCCCCUGCAACGACCUCUCCAUAGUCAACCCUGCAAGGAAAGGCCUUUUUGAGGGAACCGGCCGGUUGUUCUUCGAGUUUUACCGUCUGCUGCACGAGGCUCGACCAAAAGCAGGCGACGAGCGUCCGUUCUACUGGCUGUUUGAGAACGUGGUCGCUAUGGGAGUCAGCGACAAACGGGACAUCUCACGCUUUUUAGAGUGUAACCCAGUGAUGAUCGAUGCCAAGGAGGUCUCUGCUGCCCAUCGCGCUCGCUAUUUCUGGGGAAACCUGCCAGGCAUGUCCAGACCUCUGACACCCAUGACGAAUGACAAGCUGGACCUACAAGAGUGUCUCGAGCACGGGCGUACAGCCAAGUUUGAGAAGUUGCGUACGAUAACGACACGCUCCAACUCUGUGAAGCAGGGGAAAGACGAGCAUUUCCCCGUCUUCAUGGACAACAAGGAGGACAUCCUCUGGUGUACAGAGAUGGAAAGGGUGUUUGGUUUCCCCGUCCACUACACCGACGUGUCCAACAUGAGUCGUCUGGCCAGGCAAAGGCUUCUGGGACGUUCCUGGAGCGUCCCCGUCAUUAGGCACCUCUUUGCCCCGCUCAAGGAAUACUUUGCCUGCAACUAGUCACGCACCAACUCUCUCACACACACACACACACACACACACACACACACACACACACACACACACACACACCGUAUGUAUACAAUAUACAGCUAGUACAUGAAGGUUGGCUGACACAGGAUGACACAGAUGAAUGGAGAUACACACAUAUACACACACACACACACACACACACACACACACAUACAGUAAAGGACUGCUUCCCUAGACCCCAUGUAGACCACUGGCUGACCUUAGUCUCCUGGUGCUACCUUGCUGAUUCACACAUACACACACACACACACACACACUGGUGCAGGGUUUCUGUACUUUGUUCACACGCAAACUUCCUGUCCAACCUUGAAACCGGUGUCUUCUGGCUUUACUUUGUUAUAGCAGCUGGAGUUCAAACCUCCACAGUGCGCAGAAAUGACAAAGAUGCCUAAAAUUUCUGUUUUCUAACAUCUCUCUGAGUAUAUUAACACACCAGGGAAUCCCUCUUAACCGUAACACUUAACUCUAUUCCUGCGUAGUGACAGUGCUGCUGGUGUAUUACAGUGCAAUGAAAACAAAUACAAAACACACACACACACACACACACACACACACACACACACAGCUGUUAACGCUCAUGGUGCUGGUCAGGCAGUGAUAGAUUCCAAAUGGUGCCACUUUAAUACAACACUUUUAAAGUUUUUGGUGCUCUUGGAGACUUCAAGUCUCUGCAUGUUUCAGUCGCUACAGUUUUGUGUCCCUAACUUAGUUCAACCCAACGCUUACAAGCAGGUGCAGGCAACACUAAGUGAGAGAGGUGGAUUUUUAAGAUCUAUUUAUUUGUCAAAUUUAGUGAGAGUGUGCAAAGGAGCGUCCAGCAACUACGAUCAGAUAGAUUCAUAAGAAGCUUUUUCUAAUGUGACUGACAACAACUAAAUGAGAUUGGAAUGUGUUCUGUUUACUUGGUGGAAGAGCUGCUCUGGAGUUACAAAUAAUUAACAAAUGAAAACAAAGGUUUGUGUGGAAAAAUGACACCAAAAAGGUCUUCAUCGUCCCCUGAGGAAGACAACUUUUGUCUUAAAUGUUCAGUAAUUUGCGCCUUAUGAAAUACUGAAAUAAAUCAGUGAAUUUUCGGGGAUGCCACAGCAGUUUGAGGUUAUUUUUUUUCUUUGUUCAUGUUUGUUAACCUGUAUUGUUUACAGAAUCCCCACUAGCUUCCAGACAAAUAUACGUACAUGGGACAACAUCUAGACAUUGACAGAAAAAGAAAUCAAAAUGAACAAGAGGAAGAUAAAAAAAAAAAACAUGUUAAGUAUUUUUAAAUUUUGAUACAAAAUCUAUACAAAAUAAGAGACAUAAUAAGUGAUAUUGAUUAGCAUGUUUCUUCAAGAAUAUACUUUUUUAAGUAACAUCUGAGCCAAGAUCAUAAUGUAAAGCCUUGCAACUCAUCGUUAGUGUUUGGAGCGCCCUCCAGUGGGCAGAGAAGCAGUAUGACGAGAGUGCAUAACAAGGACACACACUCAUGAUGGGCUAAAACAAUCCUAUAAGUAGUCACCGGAUUAGAAACAUUGUAAAACUAAAGACAGAAUAAAGUCGGCUUUUAUACUUAAUACCUACCUAGUGCCACCUAACUUAAUGAAGUUAAGUUUCUCUUUAAGAAUGUAUUAUUUCUUGGUGGUGGUUUUUGCAUUAUUUUAGGCAGUGAUCAAGGUCUGCUAAUGUUUUGGUGAAUAUGCUGUGAUAUACUGUGCACUAGUAGUAUCUUAAUAAUGGGUUUACUCCCUCAUGUUUAGUAUCCGCUGGUAUGCAAAACUUACUUGAUAACAUUUGUAAAAGUGCUGUUGUAUUGCAUUGGUUACUGUUAACUGUUGCUCAAAUGACUGUGAUGUUCAUCUUAAUAGUUCAAAAUUGGAAUAAUACUGUAUGUCACUUUAGUAAUCACGUCGCUUUUCCUGAUAGAGGCUGUAGCCAGAAGUUGAGGUUGGAUGUUAACAGUUGAUGUCUGCAUAAAGUUAGUCCCAGUAAACAUACUGUACCUGGAGAGUAGAUGUCAUACUGUAAUACUGUACCAAACCUUGGUCUACUUAAUGGGAUCAUUUUGUUAGGUUGGCAGUGAAAAAGGACACUAUUUUAUUAUGUUGAUGUACUGGAGGGAAGUUUCUGUUCAGAUCAUCUUUAGACAAAGUCUGGGAAAACAGUUUUACUGUGAAAUGACCACAUAAGGUAGUGUUCAUGUAGCCUGGUCUGUUUUUGAGUUGUGACCUUUUUAAAGAUCAUGAAUCCCUGCCAACAUCAUAAAAUCUUUAGUUUGCUUGCUAUUUAAAGGAUUGGAGAUUGUAACUUAAUUUUAAAUAAGAUAUAUUUAUUGUUUAUGGCACAGUCAAAUACACACACACACACACACACACACACACACACACACACACACA
Messenger RNA from Perca flavescens (yellow perch), 5230 nucleotides. RefSeq names its product DNA (cytosine-5)-methyltransferase 3A-like. Gene Ontology annotation, cellular component: cytoplasm; nucleus. Gene Ontology annotation, molecular function: methyltransferase activity. The record is from RefSeq and is a predicted model, not a curated record. Gene Ontology annotation, biological process: negative regulation of DNA-templated transcription. NCBI's taxonomy places the organism in Eukaryota, Metazoa, Chordata, Actinopteri, Perciformes, Percidae.